AUGGGUUGGGGCCUGGGCUGUACUUCUCUCAGGCAGAGAUUGGGGCAGCCCCAGAGAGGGCCUUCUGGGGCCUUCCCGCCUUUGAACUGCGGUGGCGGGCGGGCGAGCAGCCUGCUGCACCCCUCAGAGUAGGGGCCGCCAUCACCAUGGCCACCGCUGCGAGUCGGCCCUGCGCCGGGCGAUCGCGGGACAUUCUGUGGCGCGUUUUGGGCUGGAGGAUAGUUUCAAGUAUUGUUUGGUCAGUGCUGCUUCUACCCAUCUGUAUGACAGUAUUUAUAAUCUUCAGCAGCAUUGAUCUAUUUCAUCCUAUACAGUGGCUGUCAGAUUCUUUCAAUGACUUGUAUAGUUCCUAUGUAAUCUUCUACCUCCUGCUGCUGUCAGUGGUAAUAGUAAUAAUAAGUAUUUUCAAUGUGGAAUUCUAUGCAGUCGUGCCUUCUAUUCCCUGCUCUAGACUGGCGCUCAUCGGGAAGAUUAUUCAUCCUCAGCAGCUCAUGCACUCAUUUAUUCAUGCUGCGAUGGGAAUGAUGAUGGCUUGGUGUGCUGCAGUGAUAACCAAGGGGCGGUACAGUUUGCUCGUGGUUCCUUGCACUGGCACUGAGAGAUAGCCCUACUGCACCAACCUGCUUAAAUGAAUACCACCUCUUCUUCUUACUGGCUGGAGCAUUUA
Molecule: messenger RNA, 667 nt
Organism: Condylura cristata (star-nosed mole)
Lineage: Eukaryota; Metazoa; Chordata; Mammalia; Eulipotyphla; Talpidae
Gene: NDC1
Product: NDC1 transmembrane nucleoporin
Exons: 5
Coding region: 147-605 (152 amino acids)
Biological process (GO): nuclear pore organization
Cellular component (GO): nuclear pore transmembrane ring
Molecular function (GO): protein-macromolecule adaptor activity
Source: RefSeq, a predicted model, not a curated record